This is a messenger RNA of Vombatus ursinus (common wombat), 1023 nucleotides long. It is a transcript of the gene XTBD1, whose product is annotated as CDKN2A interacting protein N-terminal like. Bases 46 to 423 code for a protein of 125 amino acids. NCBI's taxonomy places the organism in Eukaryota, Metazoa, Chordata, Mammalia, Diprotodontia, Vombatidae. The record is from RefSeq and is a predicted model, not a curated record. The transcript has 2 exons.
UGUCAAGCAGGCUGGGUGCUAGGUUUGGUGGUGUUUGGGAGCGCGAUGGCUGGGGGUGAAGGGACUUCAGGCACAGUGGAGGAGCUGGUGAAGGGGACGAGGCAGGCGGCCGAGUUCGCCGAGCAGUUCCGGGCUUACUCAGAGAGCGAGAAGCACUGGAAGGCCCGCAUGGAGUUCAUCCUGCGCCACCUGCUCGAUUACCAGGAAGGGCCCGACCGCGGCGGCCGCCUGGACCAGCUGCUGGCGCUGUCCAUGGUGUGGGCCAACCACCUCUUCCUGGGCUGCAGUUACAACAAAGAACUUUUAGACAAGGUAAUAGAAAUGGCUGAUGGGAUUGAAGUAGAAGAUCUGCCACAGUUUAAAACCAGAGAUGAAUUAAUGAAAAAGGUAAAUAUAGAAUAUUUCAGUAUUCAGUUUGAAUGAUGAUGUUGAAUUUAACUGUUCAAGUCUUUAUGAUGUCUGGAAUCACUUUUACAAAUUAAUAUGUUUGAGAAAGGAACAUACCCCCACCUUUUCUCCCUAUCCCUCUUCCUAUCCCUUUCUCUCUUUCUCUCCCUCUCCCCCCUCAAUGUCUCUAUCUCUGACUGUCUCUCCCUUUGUUUCUGUCUCUUUGUCUCUCAUUUUUAAUGCUCUUGUUCACUAUUCAAAAGGAUUAAGUUUCUGGAUUUUUAUUUCCCUGCCACUGGCAUUUUCCUACUAGAUCCAAGAAGUGGACCAGAGGACCACUGCUUUGAAGGCUAACAAGCAAAUAAUACCUCUUUUAUUUGUUUGAGAGCAUUUUGCUUUGAACUUUUGGAUUUAUUUAAUUGAGUAAAUGUUUGCUAAAAUGAUAGAAAAAAAUAGAAAGAGACCCUUCGUUUGGAAAAUUGUUAUUUACCCUAGGGUAGGCCAGAGUUGUGUUUGUUUGAUGGCAGGUGAGAAUAUAGAUGCAGUGUUAUAUACAAGUUCCAUAAUAGUUUGCUAUUCAUCAAGGUUGCACACAGGCAUGCAGGCUGAAUAUUUUUUUUUUUUUUGGUGAGGCAA